Messenger RNA from Hermetia illucens (black soldier fly), 1323 nucleotides. RefSeq lists its product as uncharacterized. The record is from RefSeq and is a predicted model, not a curated record. Lineage: Eukaryota; Metazoa; Arthropoda; Insecta; Diptera; Stratiomyidae. The transcript has 2 exons. Bases 1 to 987 code for a protein of 328 amino acids.
AUGUCUCGUUUUCAAGUUGUGUUUAUGAUAGCUCAGUGCAUUAGUGUUUUAUAUUCGUGGGAUAUUAGUAAUUCACAUCGAAACGAUGUAAUUUUACGCCACGUUUCCCUGUACUAUCUACGUGCCUUUUUGUGUGUCCAAUCGGCUGAGAAUUCAACAGUCACCACCUUGGUGGAAUCAACAUGGCCUGAAAAUAUCAUCGCUAUAAAACCAAAGGCGUUUCCAAAUAGUGCCUUUCACUUAGGUAGAAAUAAAAAAGACUGCGAGAAAAUACACCAGGCUCUGUCAAGUGAUGUGGAUGGGAAUGGGUAUUUAUGGGUAUUGGACAUUGGAAGUGAACAUUGCCCGGCAAAAAUAAUAAUUUUUGAUCUCGAAAACAAAAAUACUGAGAUAUUACGCUCGACUCUAACCGGUUACAAUGGUAAAGACUUAACAUCUAUAAAAAUAAAUCCUUACACGGUGGGCACCGCCGACCACAUGGCCUAUAUAACUCUCAGAGCUGGUCUGCAUUUGAUCGCAUUUUUUUUCCAUAGUCGACAAUUUCGAAAAGUCGCUGUUUCAUCGGGAGACGAUUGGCCAGAAGACCAAGUAUACCCAACGGACAUUGCAUUCACUUUAGACAAAAGACUCUACAUAGCCGACAAGGAUGGGAAUUUGUACGUUACAGCUUCAAUGAACACAGCAAAUGAUACGGAAAUUAAAAGCAAUUAUUUGGGUACGCUGCUUGAUCAACCAAGGGGAUUGAUAACCGAUGAAAAAGGAUACCUUUAUUAUAUUAUUCCACGAUUUGGUGCCGUUGUUCGAUGGAACCCUACGCGAACAUUAAAUGCAGAAGGACACGAUGUUCUGAAAUUUCACACCGACUCCAUUAUUCAAAUUCUUUUCGGUGUUCGAGGAUCAGUUUGGAUUGCAAUGGAAAAAAUGCUAACAAUGCGUGAUCAUUGCUUACGUAUAAUGUAUCACUUUUCUAAUAAUGCAAUAUUAUAACUAGAAAUUAAUGUACCUUGGGAAUAAAAUCGCAUAAACAGAAAAUUGAACUUUCAUGGAAGAUAAAUAGGAAUGUACUGUGCAUACAGAACAGAAAAAGAAUUAACUCUCCAAUUUGGCCAAUUUUAAUAAAAAAAGGCACUGCACGCAAGGCUCGUUUGUUUUAGGUGGCAAUUGGUCAACCAGAAAUAAUUUAGAAGCAAUUGAGAGAAAGCAGGUAUCACACUUUGGUAGUAUAGAUAGGAUUUACCAAGAGAGGGUCAAAAGUCUUCAAAUCUAAUCAAAUAAUUAUGUAUGAGGCUACUGAAAGGCCUAAAUGGAAUAUAGUGUUUCAAU